Peromyscus californicus insignis is the source of this 7499-nucleotide messenger RNA. RefSeq names its product papilin, proteoglycan like sulfated glycoprotein (gene Papln). Gene Ontology annotation, biological process: extracellular matrix organization. Gene Ontology annotation, cellular component: extracellular matrix. NCBI's taxonomy places the organism in Eukaryota, Metazoa, Chordata, Mammalia, Rodentia, Cricetidae. The record is from RefSeq and is a predicted model, not a curated record. The coding region runs from base 103 to 4041 and encodes 1312 amino acids. Gene Ontology annotation, molecular function: metalloendopeptidase activity; serine-type endopeptidase inhibitor activity. The transcript is spliced from 28 exons.
GGAAGAUGGGGCGGGGAGGAAACCAGCCCGCAGCGGGGAGAUAAAGUCCAACCUCCCCCGGCUUUCGUCGGUCCUGGAGAGGUUGACCCAGUCUGGGCACCGAUGAGGCGGCUCCCGGGCUCCACGAGACAGGCAGAGAUGCAGCUGUUCCUUCUCACGGUCCUGCUGCUGGCCUCCACUCCGGGCUCUUGGGCUCGAAACGUGAGGCGCCAGAGUGACACCUGGGGCGCCUGGGGCGAGUGGAGCCCCUGCAGCCGGACCUGUGGAGGAGGCAUCAGCUUCCGGGAGCGCCCCUGCUACUCCCAGAGGAGAGAUGGAGGCACCAGCUGCGUGGGCCCCACGCGCAGCCACCGCACCUGCCACACCGAGAGCUGCCCAGAUGGCGUGCGGGACUUCCGGGCCGAGCAGUGCGCAGAGUUCGAUGGCACCGACUUCCAGGGCCGGCGCUACCGGUGGCUGCCCUACUACGCGGCCCCAAACAAGUGUGAACUGAACUGCAUUCCCAAGGGGGAGAACUUCUACUACAAACACAGGGAGGCCGUGGUGGACGGGACACCCUGCGAGCCUGGCAAACGGGACAUCUGUGUGGACGGCAUCUGCAGAGUUGUUGGCUGUGAUCACAAGCUAGACUCCACCAAGCAGGAGGACAAGUGUCUGCAGUGUGGGGGUGAUGGCUCAACCUGCUACCCUGUCACAGGAACCUUUGACGCCAACGAUCUCAGCAGAGGCUACAACCAAAUCUUCAUCAUUCCUGCUGGGGCCACCAGUAUUCGCAUUGAGGAAGCCGCGGCCAGCAGGAAUUUCCUGGCCGUGAAGAGCGUCGGUGGAGAGUACUACCUCAACGGGCGCUGGACCAUUGAGGCAGCCCAGGCCCUGCCAGUGGCCAGCACGGUCCUACAGUAUGAGAGGGGUGUGGAGGGGGACCUGGCCCCUGAGCGGCUCCAGGCACGGGGCCCCACCUCGGAGCCCCUGGUCAUCGAGCUCAUCAGCCAGGAGCCCAACCCCGGCGUGCACUACGAGUACUACCUGCCGUUGAAUGACCCCGGCCGAGGCUUCAGCUGGAGCCAUGGGUCCUGGGGUGACUGCAGCGUGGACUGUGGUGGAGGUCACCAGACUCGCCUGGUAUUCUGCACUAUUGACAACGAGGCCUACCCGGACCAUCUGUGCCGACACCAGCCUCGGCCAGCCCACCGACGUGCCUGCAAUCUUCACCCCUGCCCGAAGACCAAGCGGAUCUCUUUCCUGCACCGUCCGGGAGCGUGGCGCCAUUCUGGGGCCCAGCAUAUGUGUGGGAACAGCUGGAAGGUAGGACCGUGGACACCCUGCUCAGUCUCCUGUGGGGGUGGAUUCCAGUCUCGCUCUGUCUAUUGCGUAUCCUCAGAUGGGGCUGGUGGCCAGGAAGCUGCUGAGGAGACCCAGUGUGCUGGUCUACCUGGGAAGCCCCCUACCACACAGGCUUGCAACCGGCAACGCUGUGCAGCCUGGAGCGUGGAGCCGUGGGGAGAGUGUUCCGUUACCUGUGGAGCUGGCAUCAGGAAGAGGAGUGUCACCUGCCGGGGGGAUCAGGAGUCUCCGGUCCAUGUCACAGCAUGUUCCUUGAAGGACCAGCCAAGCCCCACUGAGCCCUGUGUGCAAGAGGCCUGUCCUGUGCUCCGUGGCCAGGCCUGGCACGUAGGCGCGUGGAGUCUGUGCUCUAAGAGCUGUGGCUUGGGUACUCGGAGGCGACAUGUCACCUGCGCCAUCGGGCCGCCCGGUCACUGCAGGGACCUGCAGUCAUCCAAGCCCGCUGAGGCGGAGCCCUGCAACAGACAGCCCUGCCAUCUUCCUCAUGAGGUCCCUAGCAUACAGGACUCACGGACCCGCCCCUCACACCCCAGGAUGCCUUUAGGCCCUCAAGUGUCCCCAGUCUCAGAUGCUAGAGACCAGUGGUGGGCUGCCCAGGAGCGACCCAGGGCUCAGAGUAACCCCAGAGAGGGCCAGGAUCCCCAGCUGUCGGCUGCAGGCCGGGCCCCCACUCUGCAGCACCCUCCACACCGGCCACCCCUGAGACCUAACUCAGGACCCCGUGACUGCAGACACAGCCCCCACGGAUGCUGCCCUGAUGGCCACACACCAUCUCUUGGGCCACAGUGGCAAGGCUGUCCCCUGGCUGGGGCCUCGUGUCUUCAGAGCAGGUACGGAUGCUGCCCCGAUGGGGUGUCUGCAGCUGAGGGGCCCCAGCAGGCUGGCUGCCCCAGGUCUCACGGCAGGGACAAUACCGGGAACAGGCCAGGGUCCAGGGCAGUGGCUUCCAAGGUCCCCCAGAUCCACCAACCCCAGGCCCAUCAGAGCGAACCCAGAGAGUGUCGGGCCUCUCAGUUCGGCUGUUGCUAUGACAACGUGGCUUCUGCAGCUGGUCCCCUGGGGGAAGGCUGUGGGGGCCAGCCCAGCUACGCCUACCCAGUGAGGUGUCUGCUGCCCAGCGCUCCUGGGUCAUGUGGAGACUGGGCUGCCCGCUGGUACUUUGUGGCAUCAGUGGGCCGGUGUAACCGCUUUUGGUAUGGCGGCUGCCACGGCAAUGCCAAUAACUUUGGAUCGGAGCAGGAGUGCAUGAAUAACUGCCGGGAGCACCACGAGCCCCGCCAUCCUGGGGCAGGGGCCUCUGGCCAUCAUGUCCACACGAACGGUGGCCAACAUGGUCCUGGAGGCCAGCAGGAACCCGAUUGGCACAGGACAAGAGCCACAGUCCCGAGACUGCCCUCACCUGGAAGCCCUUGGCAGAGAGGACAAGAGCCAGGGCCCGGGGAGGCGCCCCACCCCCCAGCCUAUGGAGAACGACCUGGAGAUCAGGAGCUCCGGCCUAGAGUUUCUGGACUGGGUAGAGAUGCUAGACCACCAGUGCCGCCCACACACAGCUCCUCCCACAGGAUCAGCUUGGCAGGCUCGGCGCCCUCCCUGGUUCAAGCAGCCGUCGGGCAGGCGGUACAGCUCUUUUGCCCUGGCAACACCUACCCGCAGUUCCAGGCAGGUUGGCAGAAAGACGGUGAGACCAUCUCCUCCGACAGGUACCAGCUACAGUCAGAUGGCUCCCUCAUCAUCAGCCCCUUGAGGCCAGAGGAUGCCGGUGUCUAUGACUGUGGCAGCCACAGGCCAGGCCAUGACCCCCAGAAAAUCCAGCUUCGAGUCACAGGGGGUGACACGGCAGUGCUAUCUGAGGUCCAGCCAAGACCGUUCCCUCAGACCAGGAACCCAGACCUUGGCCAUGGACCUCGGGACUCCGGAACAGGAGCAGGAGCUGGGGGCCAAGGGGCUACCUCUUCCCUACACCCCAGGCCUGCCACCAGGCUGCGUCUGGACCGGACUCGGCCUGGGGUGGUGGAUGCCAGUCCUGGCCAGCAGAUCCGGCUGACCUGCCAUGCUGAAGUCUUCCCAACCCCCAUCAUUGAGUGGCAAAGAGAUGGGCAGCUGGUCUCUUCUCCCAGGCACCAGCUGAAGCCCGAUGGCUCUCUGGUCAUCAGCCGAGUGGCCACAGAAGACAGUGGCUUCUACACCUGUGUUGCUUUUAAUGGGCAGGACCGGGACCAGUACUGGGUCCAGCUCCGAGUUCUGGGGGAGCUGACAAUCACAGGCCUGCCUCCGGUUAUGACGGUACCAGAGGGCGACACGGCAAGGCUUCUGUGUGUGGUGGACGGAGAAAGUGUGAACAUUAGGUGGUCCAGGAAUGGACUCCCAGUACAGGCAGAUGGCCACCGUGUGUACCAGUCCCCAGACGGCACACUGUUGAUUCACAACUUGCAGCCCAGGGAUGAAGGCUCUUACACGUGCAGUGCCUACCGCGGAAGCCAGGCUGUGAGCCGCAGCACCAAGGUGAAGGUGGCCCCACCAGGAUCAGCCGCUCGGUCCGGGAACCUGGGCAGGGAGUGCAUCGACCAGCCGGAGCUGGCCAACUGUGCCUUGAUCCUCAAGGCCCAGUUCUGUGGCAAUGAAUACUACUCCAGCUUCUGCUGUGCCAGCUGCUCUCGCUUCCAGCCAAACGCCCAGCCUGCCGGGCAGCAGGGAUGAAGGCAAGCCGCGGCGCCAGUUCCGGACAGUUUGCUGGGGAGAGGGGAUGGUAAGACAGGGCUUGCAGAGGGAGUCACCUUUCAGAUACCGGCCCUCUCAGAAACCCAGGGCUAAGCCCCAGCAGCUGCCAGUGCCAGCCUCCCCCUGUAGUGCUCCGCAGGGGCUGUCUGAUCUGACCUCAGGCUGCCGCGAAGAGGAAUCUGCCUAUACAGAACUGCUACUUUACACCUCUCUCUCUCUAGUUUCUGCUGCGUUGAGGAUCCUUUAUCUGAAAUGUGUGGGACCAAAGGGUUUUAAACUUUUAAAUAUUUGCAGACUUUACUAAUUGAGCAUCCCUAAUCUAAAAAUCUGAAAUGCUCUGAAGCUUGAAACACCCAAAUGCCAGGUCAGCCUUCAAAAAUGUCUGAAAGUAUGUUUGAUUUUGAGUGAGGGAUGCUCAAUUUGUAGAGGAUCCACUCAGCACAGCGCAGAGCAAGCUGGGUGGGGAGGUCUGUGACAGGAGGGAGUGGUAACUGCUCAGUCACAAGUAUGCUGUGCUAGAACCCAGUCACUGGUCAGGUGGUGAGCUGUCAAUCAGGCCUUUUCAUCUUCCUAGGAGGUGGCACAGCUGGCAUCAACGCCCUCACUGUAUGGAGUCCGCACUGAUGCUCGGCAAAGCUCUCAGCAGGGUAGAUACAACCAGCAGGCCUCAAUGUAGGCUUGUGGGGUGAAGAAACCAGACAGCACUGUAAUCUGGGUGUGAAGGAACUGGGAAAGAACUACACCAAAGAGAUGGGCCUUGAAGCUCUCUGGGGCUGCCUCACAAUGCGGGCUGGGAAGGUUCACGUGCUUCCUCCUCCUUUACACAGUUCACGGGCCUGCUCUGAGCAGCCAAGAGGAGCCAUGGUUCCUUAAGUGGGAAUCUGUGGAUCAGAAUAUUUGUUGCUAGAGAAAAAUCAGAACUAUGCUGAGAACAGCAGCUGGGGGCUGGUGAGAUGGCUCAGUGGUAAAGUACUCACUGCCAAGCCUGACGACUGGAGUUUGUUCCCUGGAACCUACUGGUGGAAGGCAGAACUGACUCAGGCAAGUUCUUCUCUGACUACUAGGUGUGCGCAUGCGUGCUCACACACACACACACACACACACACACACACACAAAAACUGGGAAUGGUGGUGUGUGCAUGCCUAUAAUCCCAAAGCUUGAGGGGCUGAAGCAGGAUGCCCCAAGUGUAAGCCAGCCUGGGCCACAGAGUGAAAUCCUGUCUCAAAGUAAACAACGCCCCCCCCCCAACCCACAAAACCCAGUAUUAGCAGGAUGAGGGGGUGCAAGGUCACAAUUGGGGAAGUGGUUUUAGUAGUCUGAGAUGUAGGAAGGGAUCCUUCGUCUUUUAGAACCUCUGAUUUCUUAAUAAUAACACUCAAGGAAGAGGCCUGCAAGAAUGAACUUCCAAGGCUUUCCCACUUUCACUCUCUGAUUCCCCUAGAAGACUAUCUAGUAUCAAAGGUAACCAUGGGACCAAAGCUCUGACAUUGGCUGGAAAACAAAGCUUCAUGUAUAAGUGAUGUCUCAGACCAUCUAGCUCAACAAAGAGAGAGGCAGAGCCUGCCUCUUUAAGAGAUGAGGAACAUCCGGGUGUCAGCUGUUUGCAGGUACAAGUAGGGGGCUGAGAAGUGAGUGGUAAACUACACUAGUCCAGGGGUGCUUAACCUGCUAUACAGAGCUUAACAAACCACCAAAAACAAUCUCCUCAAGAUCUAAAGUACAACUUGGUGUUCUUCCCACUGAAAUCCUGAUUUAUUGGUCUGGUGAAUAGGCUGGGUAUUAUAGGUGUCGUGUGUGUGUGUGUGUGUGUGUGUGUGUGUGUGUGUGUGUGUGUGUGUGUGUGUGUGUGUUGUGAGCACUGGGGGAUCUUUUUUUUUUUUUUUCCGAGACAGGGUUUCUCUGUGUUGUUUUGGUGGCUGUCUUGGAACUCGCUCUGUAGACCAGGCUGGCCUCGAACUCACAGAGACCUGCUUGGCUCUGCCUCCCGGCAUGCUGGGAGAUCUUAAAGCAUGCUGAACACACAUUCCUCUGAGCUACACCUCAGGGAUUCCAACAGACAGCUAAGGCUGAGAAGCAAUGCUCUGUCAGGUAGUAGUGGUGCACGCUUUUAAUCCCAGUACUUGAGAGGCAAAGGUAGGUGGAUCUGUGAGUUCGAAGCCAGCCAGAGCUACACAGUGAGACCCUGUCUCUAUACACACAGCACCACUCCACCCCCUAAGAGUCUCCGGCUUCUGGGUGUAGUCCCGACUGGUGCUGCAGAUUAGACUCUGAGCAUCAGAGUCACAGGUGCACCCAUGACGUUUAAGGAUAAUCAGUCCCAAACGAGAAAUGGGCAGUAGAGAGAGAAGUAAAAAAACACAACUGUAAACUCAUUUGCAAAUAAGAACAGCCCAUUGUGGGCAAAAGCUUCUACCACGAACAUUUAUUUUUGUUAAAGCAGAUUAUAAAUUCUCAUCAGUACAAAUAUAUAUAUAUAUAUGUAUAUAUAACUUACAUUUGAUUGUAAGGCCAACGUUCAAAAGUAAAAAUGAGAUGGGGUCUCACGGUGUUAGCCGAGGUCAAGUAGCUGCAACUGGCCAUAUGGGAUGUUCUGUUCAUGACGGGAAGGGGACUGACACACAGAGCAGAUAAAUCCAGAAUCCUCGUCCUACAAAACUUAUGGGAACAAAACGUCAAGGGUAACCCAUUCAGACCCACACUACAAACCAACACAACAGCCUGCGUCCCCUUCUGGAUACGAUGAUGUCUCUGUCACCUUGACGAUGAAGGAUCAACAGGAGGCGAUUGCAAUGAUACACAAAAGAUAAUACACAUUCUCUAGAGUGUAGACUGAUUCCAUCAAAAUAAUGACAUUAGAAUUUCACCAUAGGUUUAAAACAAGACAACACUGCUUUCGAUUUAUUUAGAACUACAACCUAGUGACUGUACUGGUCAUCAGUAUGAUUGUUGUUGCAAUGCACUAGUUACGAUGAAUGAUCACAGACAAGCCAGGGCUCCUGCCUACAUUUCCCAACCCUCCCUCUUUACUUCAAUAGGCAUCAAUGAUAAAUCAAUCUUAUGUACAAUUUCUUACAACUAACCCGCUCACUUUUGGCAAGAUUACUUACAACUCAUACAACUUUUUAAUAUUGAGAACUAUUUAAAAUAUUCUAGGUGCAUAAAAAUAAAGAUUUGGCUUUUUUGAUAUAUAUAUAUAUAUAUAUAUAUAUAUAUUUAUAAUAUUUAUCCUGUUACUCAAAAUGGAAGCUCAGCUUUAUCCCCAGUACAUAGCUCUGCUGGGCAGCUGCUGCUGUGCCCUCCUGUGAACCCAGCAGGCCAUGGCCUGCCUUGCUUCCCAGCCUGCACAAGCCACACUGUUCUCUAUAGAGCUAAGACAGGCCAGUCCUGGGAGGAAUGGGUGACUGGCUUGAAAAAUAAAGGGAGAUUGUUUGGCUUA